AUGCGCAAAACGGGCGGGAAGGGUAGGAAGGGCGGGGAGGGCCUGGGCAAAGGCGGCGCCAAGCGCCACUGCCAAGUGCUGCGGGACAACAUCCAGGGCAUCACCAAGCCCGCCAACCGGCGCCCUGCCCGGCGCGGAGGGGUCAAGCGCAUCCCCAGCCCCAUCUACGAGGAAACCCGCGGGGUACUGAUGGUGUUCCUGGAGAACGUGAUCCUGGACACCGUCACCUAUACCGAGCGCGCCAAGCGCAAGACCGUCACGGCCGUGGACGUUGUCUACGCGCUCAAGCGCCAGGGCCGCACCCUCUACGGCUUCGGCGGUUGAGUUAUUGUAAAUAUCCCAAACCCCAAAGGCCCUUUUUAGGGCCGCCCACGGAAUCUAUUAAAACCUGUAGGUGUAUUUCCAAGGUGUUUUUUAGACUGUUUGGUAUUCGGGGAACACCGUGUAACUUGAGAAUUUUAAGUGGAAUUUUGCCCCUUUACCUCAACUCUUCCUGCAGAUCCAUCACCCUGCAGGUAAGAUGGCAAAACCCUCCAUGAUUAAUUAUAUGCUUGUUUUGACUGGAAGCCAGUCUGUUGACUGAUUUACCCCAUGAAGGCUAUCGCAGUACCACUGUUAAGACGAAGGUUGUUAGAACAGCAUGGCCAGCAAUUCCCCAAACUAUUACGACCUUCCAUAGAAAAAGUUUGCCGACCCUUACGUUAUCGAGCUCUUCAGUGUUUAAGCAAGCUCAAGUUUGAAACUAUUGGGUGUAGCACAAUAGGUAGAAUUUCAAAUCACGUCCACUUAAUAAAUGCCUCUACUUCACUUUGUUCCUUAUCAAGUGUUACUUUUUAUCAAUCAAAUCGUGACACUUUUCAUUACUAUAGUAAGAGGCACUUUCUCGAGACAUUUUCUUUAGAAUUUCAAUGCUUUUUAGAGGUUUUUUUUUAAGAAAGUACGAUAGCAAUAUAGAAACCGAAGUUGAGGCUGGAAAAUGCUUCCUUAGAGGAUGAAACCAAAACCAAGUCUGUGGAUCGGGCAGGGCGGUACAGGAGGAUACUAUCCAAUCAGAAAGCGAAGAUCGCUAUAAAUACUGGGAGGACAGUUUCUUCUCGUCAAGUAGUUCCCUUUACUUGACAGUGGCCCGCAUGAAGCAGACGGAGGGCUCGCAAGUCCACCGGCGGCAAGGCCCCGCGCAAGCAACUGGCCACCAAGGCGGCCCGCAAGAGCGCGCCGGCCACGGGCGGCGUUAAAAAGCCCCACCGUUACCGGCCCGGCCCGGUGGCGCUGCGCGAGAUCCGCCGCUACCAAAAGCCCACCGAGCUGCUGAUACGCACGCUGCCGUUCCAGCGCCUAGUGUGCGAGAUCGCGCGGGACUUCGAGACUGACCUGCGCAUCCAGAGGUCGGCCGUGAUGGCACUGCAAGAAGGCGUGCGAGGCGUACCUGGUGGGGCUCUUCGAGGACGCCAACCUGUGCGCCAUCCACGCCAAGCA
Messenger RNA from Manis pentadactyla (Chinese pangolin), 1476 nucleotides. Its product is annotated as histone H4-like. NCBI's taxonomy places the organism in Eukaryota, Metazoa, Chordata, Mammalia, Pholidota, Manidae. Gene Ontology annotation, biological process: nucleosome assembly. The transcript has 2 exons. Gene Ontology annotation, cellular component: nucleosome. The coding region runs from base 1 to 324 and encodes 107 amino acids. The record is from RefSeq and is a predicted model, not a curated record. Gene Ontology annotation, molecular function: structural constituent of chromatin; protein heterodimerization activity; DNA binding.